AUGGCUCUACCGAUAUUCUCCCUUUCCUUUUGGGAACGCUCCCUGGUCCCUGCUGUUCCCAGAAUUACGCCUAAGUACUGCCAGGAAAGCGAUUUUCUGAUAUCAAGUAACCUCAGUAUCUUUUCUUCCCUCUGCACAGCACCACAUCAUUUGGAAGAAAUUAACGUUCUGGAUGGCUAUUUUCUUCCAAAUGAAGUAGAUCUUCAUCAGGUAAUGGUAUUGCCAAAAGCAGAAUGGGAAAGGAUUCAGGACAAUCUUGACAGCACAACUAGAGAAGCAGCACGCAUCCUUGCUGAGAAGAAAGAACGGGAAGAAAUGCACUUACGCUCCAAAGCUGCUGUAAAAGACUGGCCCAAUACCAUUAUGGGCCUGGCACAACAGAAACUUAAAGCCAAAAAAUUACGUGAAGAAAGGGAAGAAGAAGAAAGAAAGUUACUUGAUUUGGAAGAGCAACGGUUCCAAGCAGCAAAACGGAAGGAGGCUCUUGAUCAUGCAAAAACCUACCUAUACUAUCAGAACGAAAGAGUGAAAGGGUUGCAUAGUGCACUUCUACUUGCUGAGGUCCUAAAAGAAAGAGAUGCUCAAGUUGAAUUUAAAAAGUUAAAGUCAGAUGUUAACAAAAAGAAGGGUGAAGAAAAGGAACAUGAACAUAAAGAAGCUAUUCUCAGAGAAGAAGAAAAGGCACAUCAGUGUUAUAUGAAUCAACAGGCACUACGCAGAGAUCAGCUGGAACAUUUUUCACCUCUGAUAUUCUGCCCACCUUCAAUUCAAAGUAUCACAUUCUUCAGUGCAAGUAUAUAUACAGAAUCUGUAUCUGUUCAUUACUUCAUGCAGUCCCUAACCCAUUUAUUCAACUCCUUUUUCCGAUUCAGAAUAAAGGAGCACAAGCAUCGGGCAGAUCUGGCCAAGCUAGAAGACAAAAGAGAAGGCGAACAAAUACAGAGAUUGAACCGACUGUACCAACUGGAAAUUCAGAGAAGAAAAGAAAAGGAACAGGAGGAAAAAGUUGAACGCCAGAGGCUGCAUCAUGAGCAUGUAACUGAGCAGAAAAUAAUCAAAGCAGUAGAGGAACAAAAAGAAAUGGAAGAAGAUGAUCGGAUUAGAGCUCAUUUUAAAGCAAAGGAAACUAUUGCCAAGCUGAUAAAAAAGAAAGAAGCUGAAAUGCACAGGGAGAGUAGGGAAUUCAGCAGAAAAAGGAAAUUCUUUCACAGGUUCCUUAGUAAUAGGUGUGUGUGUGAGCAAUCUCUCCGUCCUUCAAAGUACAAAGACUUACAGAAGUGCAAACUCAUGUUCUUCUGCAGACUAACACAGGAACAUCAGGAUAAAAUCGUUUACCAAUUAGCUGUACAAAUGAAUGAGGCAUUAAAGAGGGAAGAUGAUCGUCUUGCUAAAGACAUUGCAAAAAAAGAAGCUGAACAAGAAAAAAAACGCAAAGAGAAAGAAGCAAAAGAAAAGGCUGCCAUUGAAUCUAUUGCUGAACACAGAGCCACUGUGAUGAAGAUGAAAGUAGAAAAGGAGAGAGAGGAAAAAGAAGAGGGUAAAAAAGAACUUCAUGCAUUAAUGGAAAAGAACCGCAUCUACCUGGAAACGGAAAAAGCCAAGAAACAAAGACAACGUGAUGCAAACAUGGAAGUGCAGAAAAUUCAGAUCCAGCAAAUGGCUGAAAAGCAGGCAAAAAAACAGCAGGAAAAGCAAGCAGACUUGGAUUAUGAUAUCCAGAGAGAGGCUAUUGCGCUUUUUAAGGAGCGUGAAUUUCAGAGCUAUGCAAAGCAAGUAAUUGAAUCAGAGACCAAGACUACACACCAUCUUUAUCCUCUUCUCAAAGCAUCCAAAGAUGGAAGAGGACUUGGACAUGGGCCAUUUUCCAGAGGAAGAGAAGGAAUAAAUACUAGUUUUCAAGCACAGGAUGGUGCUGGGGGCCAGUUACCUUGUUGUAGCUGUACUCCUGCUCAAGAAGUUAAAAACAUGAAAUAACAUUGAGACUAUCCAGCAAGGAAAGGCAGAAGCAGUUUUCAUGUGGUUAAAAAAAAAUAUCUUUUGAACCUUACCAGCAGAGUUAAGCUGCAAAGGAUCUACAUCGAAUAUAUGUUAUGAAUCUGGAAGUCCAUUUGGAGAAAAAAAGAUUGCCAGAGAACUGGUUGUAUUCUCAAAAAUCCUCAGCUUGUAUUUCAUGAAAGUUAGCUUAUUAAACUUGAGACAGGAAUGCAUGAUAUGUAAUUGACCAUCAGUGUAACCCAUUCCAGCCAAAAGCUCACUAUUAUGGUUAUACUUAUAUUAUUCAUUGUUCUAAAAAUUCACCGUCCCGUGUUUUUCAGGCCUGGGAUACGAAUUCCCAGUACAAAAGGUCACAUUUUUCAUUAGCCUACUGCCAGUUAAGUAUUCCUGAUAAUAGAAAAAAAAAACCCGUAACAACUUUACAGAAUCUCCAGGGGAAGAAAAAACAACCUAAUACAUGUGAAAGUUAGAAUAGUUAUUGCAGUUUAUACAGCAUUUUGCAACUACCUCUAAAACAAAUGUCAUACUAUAAAUUAGUUAUAUGAAAAUAUGAAUGUGAUUUGAUCACAACCCUUAAAAGGUCACCUAGGAGACAAAUAGGUCCCAACAUAGCCAUAAAUAGCUAGUACAAGAAGAGCAUAGCAAGAAGAGACAACAUAGUUGGACUGUUCUUUCAAAAAGACUAACAAUGAUUCAGUCUGCGGUAAGUAGAUCCAGAUCUAAAAUGGUUUCUCAGAUUCCUCAGCUGACUUUCCCAACACCCAAGUCACACACACAUCUCACUCCUUAAGCUUAGGUUCUUUGCUGAAAUUUUACUACCAUGUUCCUGCCUUGGACAGAGUUAGGGUUUCCUAGAAUGACUUCCUCCACCAGUAACCUGGGGUCUAAACAGGGUAUCCCCCUAUUCUGGGGUCUGCUAGAAACAAAGCUCAAGAAACUUGAAGCUUUGCUUUGUUGCACACAACCUUCUGUUCCAGCCCUGCAGCUGCCCGUCUCUGUUGGCCAAACUA
Molecule: messenger RNA, 3005 nt
Organism: Haliaeetus leucocephalus (bald eagle)
Lineage: Eukaryota; Metazoa; Chordata; Aves; Accipitriformes; Accipitridae
Gene: CFAP210
Product: coiled-coil domain containing 173
Exons: 10
Coding region: 1-1974 (657 amino acids)
Source: RefSeq, a predicted model, not a curated record